This is a messenger RNA of Neurospora tetraspora, 3662 nucleotides long. RefSeq lists its product as uncharacterized. Lineage: Eukaryota; Fungi; Ascomycota; Sordariomycetes; Sordariales; Sordariaceae. The record is from RefSeq and is a predicted model, not a curated record. The transcript is spliced from 4 exons. Bases 354 to 3242 code for a protein of 962 amino acids.
GUAGGUAAAGAAGAGAAGGGUAGAUCUUGGCUCACUGCCUUUGCGCGGAGGAAUCUGGGUCGGUUGAUCAGCUGAUCUGGGCUUAAUCACCUAGACAGCACAUAUCUCCGUAGGGUGGUUUGUGCGGGAUACGCGUCGCGUCUGCCCACACAAAUUUACCCCGCCAUGGGAGGGAACCUUGAUGGCCUCUGUUUUUUCCCAGCGCCUUCCCAAUUGGAUUGGUUAACUUGACACUGCAAUCGAUCCUACCCACUCUACCGUCGAAAGAGACCUGGGACAGCCCACUUUGUCUGGUUCUUGGAAAUCGCAUUCCUGGACCUUAGCCCUGAUGCGACCGGGCCCCGCACCUUGCAAUGGCCGAUCCGCCUCUUCCUGUCGCGGCCCCUGCCGGCAACUCGCAAACAGACGUCCCUCAAGUCUCUGACCCGAUUGCUGGCCCGAAUGCCAAAGCGAGCACGAUAGACGCGGCUACACAAACCGACCAUUUCCCAUUCAACAUCCCCAUACCUCCACCUCGGACAAUACCGCACUCCUCGCCGUUCUUUGGAGUCUUCCGAAGCGCCUACGAGAAGGCGGAUGCCUCUUUAGUCCGCGAGUCGCUGCUGUCAUGGCCGGAAAAGUACUCGCACGCAGAGCCUCCCGCGAUUCUUUUCGGUCCUCCAGGAACCGCGGGGACAUGGUUUACUUCCCUCCGUCAACUAGACCACGAUACAUCGCGACGGAUAGAAAUUGUCCGCCGGGGCGCAAGAGCUGCUGGUUGGGACGUGUUCUUUGCCAGCGUCAGGGCCGUAUGGUCUGGCCCCUCGACCUCGAAACUCUAUGCGAAUAUCCAGCACUGGCCUGACUACAAUGUGGAAUCCGCCCUCUCCGAACACUUGCGCCGCCGAGACCUUAGUAGCUCCUUUUUCGACGUGGAACUCUUGUCCGUGUACGACCUGGAUGGAGAGCCUAUACUGCCGCCGUGGAUUUGCAACAGUAACGCACCGAGAUUUUCUAUGUUACACAAAGUUCAGAGUCUCAUACACGACGAACUGUUCUGUAGCCAGCCCCAUGAGGAAAUUGUGCCGCAUCCGGGCCAGGGCCUCCAACACCCUGAUAAAUGGACCCGGCAGUUCUGGCAAGCAGAUACGAUUCUCCUCGUUCCACAAGCGCAAUCUCCAUGCGUACUGUCCUCCUCGGUCGUUGCGAAUUGUCCCACUGGGGACGAUCAAGUCCAGCGUAUCGCCAAGUACUUUCUGGGAUUAGCCCUUCAGCACACCACCGGAUUUCCCGAUUCCGACUUAACAGUCCAUAACGCCCAUAUCGCCGUUGAUAUGCUAUACCGUGUUAUGAACGCGGAAGCUGUGAUGACUCCUUCAGUCAAGUCCCAGAUACUCAUGUUCGCCGGAGAGCAACGUGAUUACGGACUCUUCCUUCGGGCUUGCACUCUUCAAAGCAGGUUUGACAGUGCCCCCGACCAGCAGCUUUUCGUCCCUUGGCUCGAUUGUCUCGUCAAGAGGAGGUUGUUGAUGAACUUCUGGGAUCCGUACCUUCAAGAAUGCUUGACCCAGCUCAUCCUUUCGUACCAGAACCUGCAUGACCGAGUCGAGUUUGUGCUGGCCUUGCCAAAGCAGAUCACCGGUCAAGGUCUCCUACCCCACCUACUUGUGACAUCUUGGCUCAAACCUUUACUCAUCCCGGAUGAUUUCCGAACACCUUUACUCUGUUCAUCAAAGGAUGGUCGUGCUCUAGCUAAAGCCGCUCUCAGCUUUGGCCAUGAGUCUACUGUUGCUUAUGAACUUGUCAGAGAACUUCUCAUUCAAAUGCAGCUGCCCACCGAGCCGAUGCCUUGGAUCGCUGCGUUUAUAGAAUCCCUACACAUGAAGAUUGACUGGGGCAUGAGACGGCAUCUUUGCAGAACCUUCAUCCAAUUCGACCACUUUUUCACAUCCCAUCACCAAUCAAGAUACGUAUCUGCUUGGUUAUCUGAGGACAUCGACAUCGUUGGCUUCCUCCUCUACCUCGCAAGACAAGUCGACUAUAACCUCUACCAGGAGUGGCUGGCUGACCUCAGUAGAUCGGUCAAGCAAUGGGACGGCAUCUACAAUCCUGGCAUGAUGGCGUUUUUUACUAGUGUCUACAAAGAAGUAUCCGGGGUAGCGCUUCUAGGCCCCCUAUGUACCGAUUUACUAAAGCAGCACUUCCGAAUGCUGGUUCGGCCACUGCAAACUCACCUGUAUGGUCAUCAGAACUUGUCACGGAAGCCACCCAGACCGGUUGAUCCUAACGACCAUGUAGCGAUGGAAGGGUAUCGGUUCCUAGUGGAUGCAACUCAAGAGACAGCGCAAUUCAGAUGGACAGCCCUUCAAAGAGACUCGGUCAAGUGGCUCUGGAAAGACACAGGGGUUCAAAUCACUUUCGAUACGUCCACUCAGCCCCCUACCUUGGUGGUCAAGAAGCUUUCUGCCUCCAAUGAUGAUUGGUUCAAGCGAAGAAAACUUGCUGCACAGUCAUGCAAAGAACUGGAAGAACUUCGCCAUGCCAAAUUAGAAUACACGUUUGGGCCAACAGACCUCGUGGAUUGGUCGUUUGCGGAUGGUACCGGUCCAGAUCCAGCAUGGGUCUUGGAAGAUGAUCCGGCAAACCCACCCCCCGAAACCCCAAAUACACCAAGACGUCCAACGCUCGCCAGGGCCGUCUCGCCUAGAAGCUCUCCCACAUUUGCUUCUCCGACCAGUAGUGAGGCUAUUCCGCGGGACCAAACCAUUAGAGAUGAGACGUAUGGUUUUCCUUCGGCGAAGAAGCCUGACGACCAACCAGCCCCCGACCCAACGGAGCUCACCAAAGAGGAAGCUUUCAAGACCCUUUCGUACGAGGAGUACAUGCUUCGCAGGCACAAAAUGGAAAUAAAGGAUCAAUGGGAGAAAAUCCGCGAGGAAGACAACGAGGAUUUGGAAGAGCUUUACGUGCUGCUCGGGCGUCGCAAGGGUCUUCCACACAAGGCAUACAUUACCGAGGAGGUUUUGCAACUCGCGCAGAAUCCGGCCGAGGGACUUGUUGUUAUGGGCUCCUCGAGACGUUGGUUGACGACCUUAUGGAUAAGGCAACUGUGGGAACACAGGAAAGGGAUCAGAUUGAUCACUCCGGCUGAUGAUCCAGUCUUUAAGCACUCUAAGUACGGGAUCAAAAGGAAACGCGGUAUGGGUGGCGAUGACGAUUCAGAGGAUGAUGACGAGGAGGACGAUGAUCAUCCCGUAUGGUAAUUCAACAAGUGUAUGUUGCGGUCUUUUAUCACGGAUAUCCAAAAUAGAAAGUUAGGAAGAAGGGUGCCGAUAGACGGAAGUCCCCAGAACAUGCAUCGCUCGCUCCCACCACCCGGUCUCAUUCCACACAAAUGAGGACCAAGUUCACCUCACUGCAUCACACAACCCUCCUACUCCUCAUCCUCAUAAAAUACCAAACACCUAACCUCAAUACUCUCCCUCCCCGGCGUCCCCUCCGGCGUCGCCGGAUCUACAAACGCCGUAUGCGGCGUCCACCCCGCCACCCCCUUCUUCCCCCUCCCCCACGGCUCCUGCAGCCCCUCACCCCAACUAUCAAAGCACUUGAUCAGCACCACCUCCUCCGGUUUCAUAUCCUUGACAUAAUAAAACUUGUGUCCCUCGCUCGGCACCACUCCAUAC